UACGCGUUCCAAAAUGGAACGGAGGCGUUCCGUUCCAUCGAGCCGCACACGAUUGGUCAAUUUGAACCGUGACGAACGCCAUGACGUCAAUUGUGACGUGAACCGUGACGUCUUGCAGCUGUCAAUCAUUCCGUGUCGUCUGCUAACGGACGAACGCAACGGAACGGUUGCCGAGUCCGUCCGUUUCGAUAGAACGGAUUAGAACGGCUACCAGACGACUUGGAUUGGAUUAAAACGUAAGCGCUUGGGACAGUUAGCCUCUUUCGUAUCCGGUUCAAUCCAAAUCGGGAAUCCCAACAGUUGGAGAAAAUGGCGUUUUCUUUCUCUGCCGUGUCUUUUCGUGUCGCCUGUGCGGCUGCUGCAGUCGCGCAGAGACGAUGACCCGAGGUAGAUGAUGCAUUUAAAGAGUUGACGGAGGAAGAGUUCCGGCAAUAUUUUCGUCUGUCCAAACGAACAGUGCGUCGCUUGUGCGACGAGCUUGACUCCAUCAUUGGAUGCCAGCGAGCCAGUGGCCUUUCCACAGAAAGGAAGGUGUUGUGCGCGCUGCGAUUUUUCGGCACUGGAAGCUUCCGGAGGAGCGUUGGUCGCGAGGAGCAAAUAGGCAUGGCGCAGCCGGCCGCGAGCAACACCAUCCAGGAGGUGACGGAGGCCAUCAUUUCCGUGUCUGCCCGGAGAAAGUUGGUGGACUUUUCAUUGACACCGGCUGCCAAGGAUGAGGCAAAGGCGGCGUUUGCGCGACGCGGUGCCAUUCCAGGCGUGCUAGCGUGCGUCGACGGCACGUUGAUCGCCGUUAUGAAGCCAGAGGGACUCAGCCCGGCCGACACGGCGAGCUUCAUGUCGAGAAAGGGUUAUUACGCCCUCAACGUCAUAGUCGUGUGCAACUCGGAACUUUGCAUCCUUGUUGUGGACCUCCGGCUCCCUGAUUCGGGCCACGACUCUUGGAUGUGGCAGCAUAAUCCACUGUGUACGCGCCUCGCCACACAACUGCAGCCUGGCGAGUCUCUGCUUGGUAAGUAUUCGUAAUGUGUACCCCUAACUAGGGCAGAGCACUUUAGUUGGUAACAACUUUGUUGAUAGUCACAGGAAUAUUGAUGUCACAGGAAUGGUGAGCUUUCAUAACACAUACAUAAUUUAUUUAUACAAAUUGCAAUGCCCCUAGGCUAUCACAAGGCUGUGUUUGUACAGUGGAAAAUACAUUAAAGAACUUGUAUACACACCAAGUACCCCUCCAUACGGAUGGUCAAUGUUUCCAAAUCAAAACAUCCGACAGAUUAUGAUAAUUUAAACACAAACGAAGUAAAGUUAUACAAAAAUCCUUCAAAAAGAAUGCCACAGCCGUGGACUCGGAAACAAUUGUACCCUCUUCACUGUGCAAGAGGCUCCAAGGUUUGCAUAAACCUCGGACACUCUUGCACAGGUUUGCAUAAUUUUCAUAAAACACACCAGAACGAUCACAACCCCCACAUCCUGUGCAUUCGGGCGCUCGGUGUACAUUAGUAGGAACGAUGCAAUAUGCUUGCUAGCCACCUCUUGUGCUAGGUGUAUGAAAACUUCCAUGCAAGCAUGAAUACGCAGACGAGGCAAGCAAGUAAAGCGUAAUGAAUGCGGAUUCAACCACAAAAGAAAAAAUCUAGCACUGAAUGUUGUGACAUUAUACUCGUCACAUCAUGUCUAAAUGGGUAGACGUAAAUUAACGUGAAAGCACAAAAAAUACAAAGGUCAACUUUAUUACAUGGUAUGACGACAAGUACAGAGGCCAACACACAUCUCUAGAACGCGCAAAUCAUGUUUGCAGG
This is a messenger RNA of Dermacentor silvarum, 1796 nucleotides long. RefSeq lists its product as uncharacterized. NCBI's taxonomy places the organism in Eukaryota, Metazoa, Arthropoda, Arachnida, Ixodida, Ixodidae. The record is from RefSeq and is a predicted model, not a curated record. The transcript is spliced from 2 exons. The coding region runs from base 604 to 1023 and encodes 139 amino acids.